Molecule: messenger RNA, 3412 nt
Organism: Toxotes jaculatrix (banded archerfish)
Lineage: Eukaryota; Metazoa; Chordata; Actinopteri; Toxotidae
Gene: serac1
Product: serine active site containing 1
Exons: 16
Coding region: 692-2671 (659 amino acids)
Source: RefSeq, a predicted model, not a curated record
GUGGUGUUUAUGAAGAGCAGACGCUGCAUUGGGAGGAAAUAUUACGGGAGACCUUUUAAAACGUGACCGUCGAUAAAUAAGGUAAUGUCACUGUUCAACAGUGAAAACGAAUCGGCACGAAAAGCUUUAGCUAAUCAGUCAGCUGGGCAGCUUACAGGUAGUACGCUCUGAAAACGACACGUUAGCCAAACGCUAACUCUGUAGUAAGUUAAUGUUUAAGGUUAAUUUAGCUUUGUGUGUAAUGGUAACGUUUGAGUUGUGAGUGUCACAAGGCUUGCUUUAGUGUAGCCUAAGACUGAAUGAUGGGAUUAGACUGACUGACAAUCGCAACCGGUUUAGUUAUUCCGAGUUAACGCCAGCUAAGUUGGGCUAACGUUAGCUAAGGGACUUGUGAAAGAGUUGAUGCCUCAUAUUAGUUAGUUGACUGUAGGUGCCAUAAGUCAUUAAUUACACGUUGAUUAAAUGUUAGUACUGUGCGCCUGUUUGGUCACUGGGGCCUUGUAGUACCAGUGUAGUUUUGCAUCAGGUAACUUAGACGUAUGUGUUUCAUUAAAUCAGCUUUAGCAAACGUGCUACUGGCUAAUUUGUAACGGGAGUUUGCAGUGUGAGAUAAGCCCUGGAGGCUGGUCUCCAGUAGCGGUCUAAUUAAUGCAACUUAACCUGAACCUACUGGGGGACAUACAGGCGGAGGAUGUCUGCUGCAGCUCUUCGUUUGAUCCACUGUCGGAGAUUGAGCACAGCUGGGCCACCUGGAGUGAAGAAAGUGCUUCAGUGGAAAGAUUUAAGGAAGGUUGCUAAAGUAACUGGCGCAGUUGUCUUGGGGGGCUGUCUUUUUAUUACAUAUGAGGUCAUGGCCUUGGACAAAGCUGUGACCAUUGACACUAGUGCAAUUUUUCAAGAGAAGUACAAGUCUUACAUUUAUCUGAGAGCCACGCCUUCAGAUGAAAAGGAGAACCUUACUGCAGGACUUACAAAUAAAGCAAGGAGGGAACUUCAUAAAGCAGCUCGGCGGUUUUUGGAAAUAUCCUCAAGGCUUUUGCUGCGAUCACUAGAUGAGCACUUUAGUCAUGUAGAUGCAGACCCACAUGAGGUGGCAUUGUGGGUCCUGUUGAAGAGGACACAGUCGGCCAAUACAGCCAUCAGACUACAGGCUGUACAGGAGCUGGCAGAUAAUCACCACUGGCACGACUACCAGUACCAGACAGCAGCCCAGAUUAUAGACCAGAGAACAGCAGUGGGCCUGGCCCGAACUCCUCAAGUAGACCUGCGAUUCUUCCUGCCUCCACCCACGCUACCUGAUCUGGAAGAUGGUAUGUCAGCAGAGGAUGGACUGAGGCACCUACUGGCAUCUCUGCCUCUGUCUGAGGUGGACAAAUGUGUUCAGUACUUCACCUCACUGGCCCUCAGAGAGAGUACUCAGUCCGUGGCAGCACAACGGGGUGGUCUUUGGUGUUUUGGUGGCAAUGGGCUGCCCUACGCCCAGAGCCUCACCUCUGUCCCCGCAGAGAAGGUGGAAUCGUUCUGUUUACAGGCUCUUGUACAGCACUCAAAGGUCCAGAGCCACUGUGACCACAUAGUUGCCAAUGGGGGCCUGCAGCUCCUCCAGAGGGUUUAUCAGCUCCGUAGAGACUCCCUGAAGAUUCAGAGGAACAUUGUUCGUAUCAUAGGAAACUUGGCGCUCAAUGAGAGUGUUCACCAGGCCAUAGCUCAGUCUGGCUGGGUCUCUGUCCUGGCUGAGGUGAUGCAGUCUCCUCAUGUCAUGCAGGCGUCUCAUGCAGCGCGCGCUCUGGCCAACCUGGACAGGGAGACUGUGAAAGAGAAGUACCAAGAUGGCGUCUACAUCCUCCAUCCACAAACACGUGGCAACCAGCCAAUCAAAGCAGACGUGCUCUUCAUCCAUGGGAUUCUCGGGGCAGCUUUUAAGACAUGGAGACAGAAGGACCGCAAUAUGUUAGAGGAAGAGAAGGAAGCAGGAAGCAGCGAUGACUACACAGAGUGCUGGCCAAAGUCAUGGUUGGCUGCUGACUGUCCAAAUCUGAGGGUACUAUCAGUGGAGUACGACAGUCACCUCAGUGACUGGAUGGCCAAGUGUCCUGCUGAGAAUCAGAGGAAGUCCUUGGCCUACAGAAGUCGAGAGCUGCUAAAGAAGUUAAAACUGGCAGGCGUUGGAGAGAGGCCUGUGGUCUGGGUAGCCCACAGUAUGGGAGGAUUACUUGUGAAGAAGAUGCUACUGGAUGCUGCAGACGACCCAGAUAUGCACGGGCUUUUAAGAAACACCAAGGGCAUUAUGUUCUAUAGUGUUCCUCACCAUGGGACUUUUAUGGCUGAGUACUCGGUCAAUGUCAGAUAUCUCCUCUUUCCCUCUAUAGAAGUCAGAGAACUUUGUAAAGACUCACCAGCACUCCGUGACCUGAACGAGAACUUCUUGAACAUGGCCAAAGAAAAGGAAUUCAAGGUCCUAAGCUUUGCAGAGACGCUGCCAACAAACAUUGGUCCCAUGAUCAAGAUACUGGUGGUGCCGUCACAAUCAGCGAAUCUUGGCAUCGGGGAGCUAAUCGAGGUGGAUGUAGAUCAUCUCAACAUCUGCAAGCCAGAGAAGAAGGACUCAUUCCUGUACAAACGCAGCCUCCAGUUCAUCCAGGAAGCACUGCAGAGCCACAUCAACCACUGAAACAUAUGAACGAACACACACGCACACACACAGAUGCAACCUACUGUAUACUUGAAAUGGGGGAGAGCACUGUCACCCACCCACACCCAAACCAAAUGGAAAUAAAACUGCCUCUCCUUGUUGCACACUUACAUCAAUAGCCAUUAAUUUGAUCACAGUAUAAUUAGGGAAAUUAAAUCUAUAUUACAUUGAUAUAUGUGAAGAGUUGUCAGUUGUUAAGAUAUUUUGUUUUCCUAAUGAUUCUCCGAGAUUGGUCUCUCUCACUAUUAAGUCAGAUGAAUUUUAAAACCUUUUAUUUGAAUUUUUAAAGAAGACAGUUAAUAUGUUUACAGUUCAGACAAUGAAAAUGUGUUUUAGAUUUUUAUUUUUUUCCCAUUUCAUUUCAGCCUUAGCAGUUUAACUUAGCUUAUUGUGCAUAAUGCACAUACUGUAUUUAGUUAAGAUGCACUGGCAUGUUGUUGCCACUCAUGCUCCUCUCACUUUUGACCAGAGCAGUGGUUUAAGAUUUUAUUUUUAUAUUUGUAUUUUAUUAUAACUACAGUAUGACAGUCAUAUUGUGUGCCAAAACAUUUUCCUUCCUGAGCCUUACCUCAAAUGAACUUGUAUUAAUAUUAGUUCAGGUUGCUUUAUUUAUUUGUAUGGGACUAAUCAAGCAAUUGUUUUUUAACUUCCAUGUGUUUGUAGUGCAAACUGCCACUGGCAAUGCUGACAAUGAAUAAAUGUCUGAAGUUGGAGGCUUUA